AUGUUCUCUCCUCUUCUCCUACUUUUAUUCCUGCUGGCACCAGAUGUCUCUGCCCAAUAUGACACGUUUUCAUUGAACAUGUCAUUCCUAUGUGGUCAUUCUCGUCAAUACACUUACGAGAUCACCUUCAACAUCCGCGACGAGGAUCCGGAUCGAUCGAUUCGUGAUGGAGCGAUUGUGACGGAUAGUGGAGCUGCGAAUAUUGGAAUCACAUCGGUUUCGUUAUCCGGAUUCUACGAACGUGAGCAAGCGAGAGCUCCAAUGUGGGAGCCAGUCGUGGAAUUCCGGCACACUUGUCAGGCGGAUCAAAAAGGAUACAAUCGAAUUGUAUUGUCAUUACCACCAUCGCCAGCAUUGAGAAACAAGACGAGAUACAUGUAUCGAUACUUCAUGGAUAUCACUGAUAAAAAAGGAAGUAUUGUGGCUGAUGCGGAGGUCAUUGCUCAGCCUCCAAAGUGA
Messenger RNA from Caenorhabditis briggsae, 459 nucleotides. Bases 1 to 459 code for a protein of 152 amino acids. The transcript is spliced from 2 exons. NCBI's taxonomy places the organism in Eukaryota, Metazoa, Nematoda, Chromadorea, Rhabditida, Rhabditidae. The record is from RefSeq and is a predicted model, not a curated record.